Seminavis robusta is the source of this 1383-nucleotide messenger RNA. The record is from the annotation of a GenBank genome assembly. NCBI's taxonomy places the organism in Eukaryota, Bacillariophyta, Bacillariophyceae, Naviculales, Naviculaceae.
UGUGCGUUAAUCGUGCACAAAGUAGAGGACUUUGUGCCUUAAUCGUGCAAAAAGUUGGAGACUUUGUGCCUUAAUCGUGCAAAAAGUCGGGGACUUUGUGCACAAAGUCGGGGACUUUGUGUCUUAAUCGUGCACAAAGUGGGGGACUUUGUGCGUUAAGUGCAUAAAGUAGAGGGCUUUAUGGGUCAGUUGAAGCACAAAGUAGGGGGUUUUAUGCGUCAGUGCGCAGAUCUAGCUAGAGAGUGGGGGUUUUGUAUGCUGUCCUUGUUGUUGUUAUCCUGUCGUUGCUGUUGUUGUCUGUUGCUUUUGUGGGGACUAUUGCUGUUCAACAGACCCGUCGAUCUUUUGCUUUUGUCCUCGCUGCCGCCGAGUUUCGGCCGACCACGACUGGAGAGAGCCUCCCACCAACGAAUUCCAGUGGCAGACGCGUUUCACAACCCAGACACGUUUGUGUUCGAAAGGUGGACUGAAAGAGCCACUGAAAGAGCCACCAAUGACACGGACGGCCAUGCCGAGACAAUGCUGCUGGGGGUGCCAAGAACAACAGCUCACAAGCUCACAAGCGCCAAAGCCAAAAAGCAACUAAAACACAAACUGCAUCUAAACAACAAACCGCAUCUAUAAAACAAACAGCAAGCAGCAACAAUGAACACAUCCAACAUCCUGCGAGAAUCCGAUGAAACCAAGGCGUUCAACGCUAUGAUCGAUCAUCUUUGCAACGAACAAAUGGAAAAGAUCGAGUCCAUGAAACUGCAGCAGCUCGAGGCCAUGGCUCGCCGGUUGGCAUACGAUGACGCCAAGGAGUUGUGCCAGGAGGAACGGGAAGAAGAGCAAUCCAAGCUGGAACAACUCAGGCAAGAGCAGUCCGCACCACUUCAGGAACCCCAGGAAGCAACAGAACCAACCCUCGCCCCACCCAAAGAAAUCCCACAGCUGUCUCCACCGCUACCCAAAGGAUCCAUCAAGAAGGGAAAUGCUGAAGCCCGCAAGAAUUUCCUGAAUGCCAUGGCAUUCUUUGAACCAGCCAAAAAGGAAGAGAUGGAGAAGAAAACAGUGACGUGGGGCGGGAUUGAAAUUGUAGAAGCACUGCCAUUACCUUCUGUGGAAGAAGAGCAGGUGGCUGCUGCCGAAGUCAAGGAAGCCAAACGCCGUGAAAAGACUGAGGUUGUACUGCACCAAACGGAUGAGAUGAAGCGCCGCGCAGCCAUGGCCAAGGAAUUGGCCGACAUGAAAGCUCGGCGCUUUCGAAAAAUUGGCAAGAUGUCUGCAUAAUGCUAAUGUACUUUCAUUCGUUUAUUACGUUAGUAGAGGCACCUUUCACAAGGUCAUUUUUACCAAAGACAAAGCGGUCAAUUGGUUCAUAUCAUAUUCAUAUGCAUUGUA